Puntigrus tetrazona (Sumatra barb) is the source of this 1617-nucleotide messenger RNA. Its product is annotated as hemicentin-1-like. Bases 577 to 1584 code for a protein of 335 amino acids. NCBI's taxonomy places the organism in Eukaryota, Metazoa, Chordata, Actinopteri, Cypriniformes, Cyprinidae. The transcript is spliced from 6 exons. The record is from RefSeq and is a predicted model, not a curated record.
UGCCUACUUUUUUUACACUUUGCAUGGAGUUGAUCUUUCUUUUUAAGGGUAAAACCAAAGGGAAAUGAGUUUCUAUGUUUAAUUCCACUUCUUGCAUUAAUAGAUUUUUUUUGUGUCACUUUAAUCACGCUGUCAGGAGUUUCAGAAUCUUAAUAGCUUUUUUAUUACAAGAUAUACUGUUUAGGUAUUAUAUAAAUAUCCCAUAAAAAUAAUACAGCAUUAAACUGAUUUAACACUAAACACCAAAAGGAUCUGCUGAUUUAGCACAGCAAGAUGACUUUACAUUAAUAAUCAUUUUAAAACAAUUACACUAAACCGGUAUAUGAAUAUGUACAUGAGGCGUUGUCUGUUAGAUAAUUUGAAUGAGAUCAGCACUGCCUUCUUCCUGUCUGAGUCUUCAGAUGCUACUUUUUAUUCUGAGAUGACAGUGGUUUUGAGCAUAAUAAACAGCAUUAAAUAAAGAAUUUUCACAUAUUUUAAUGGUUUUGAUUAAUAGUUAUGAGUCAUAAUAAAAUGCUGAUUUAGCUACAAGAAGAUCUAAAAGUCUAGAUCAAGAAGACUAACCCCUCACUUACGAUGCCUGGAUGUUACAUUCAUAUUUGGAUGUUUUUCUUUGCUGUAUUGGCAAAAGAAACUGAACUCAAAGAAGUGAAGACGGGCUUAUACAGUCGUGUGGAGCUCACUGGAGAGAAUGUUACUGAUUCGUUCUCAGUGGAAUGGACCAAACAAAAAGGAUCACAAACGUGUCUAUGUUUAAGAAAAAAUAGCACAUUCAUGGCUUCAUACAGUGCUUGCUGUGGAACGGUUCAUUUCUUUUUGAACAAUAACAGCCUCGUUCUGGAGAACGUGACCGCAGAAGAUGAAGGAGUAUUCACUGAAACGAUAGUUCUACUAAACAGAACUACAAAACGGCAAAACUUUACAUUAAUCAUUCAAUACCCUCCGAAUGCAACAGAAAUCGUGGUCUCCUGGACCUCCAACACAUCUGUGACUCUCAAAUGUGAAGUGAGCGGCUUAUUUCUGAAUCUGACGUGGAAGAGAGAAGGAGUCCCUAUUCUAGAGAAACACAGACACUCUUUCAGUGAGAGAAACCAAACUCUACACAUCGACAACAUAACCAGCUCUGAUUACGGCACGUACAGCUGUAUUGCUACAAACUCAUACGGACAGUCAGAAAAGCACAUAUGUAUUACUGGUGAGAAUGGGGCUAAAGGUCAAACUCAGUCUGAUCAGAUUGUGCUUUCCAGUGGACUUGCGCUCACAGGUGUUUUGGGACUGUGCAUCGUGUUCUGCUGCCUUUACAAAUAUCAUCACAGUGAUGCAGACCAUGUCCAUGGAAUUUAUCAGGAAGUACCUGACUCUGAAGAGGUGACUUCUCUGUUGUACGUCAACACAGACUUCAUUAAACCAAAAGAUAGCAGUCAGGCCUCGGCUGCAGCUCUGCGCGCUCAGGUCUCUGGUUACUCUGAGGUGGGACUCACAAGCGGACAAGAAACUGUCGCCUGGCACUGGCUCAUUAAUGAUCAGUCCACGUCGCGUUCUGAUGCUGGAGAGGACAAAUUAUGUUCUACAAUAUUACAUUAAAUAAUAAACAAAAUGCUUUUCAUAAUCUGCAAA